CUUCGGCUCUGAUACCUGCCUUUCACCGCGGAAGCUAAUGGCGAGUGAGACGGGAGUGACGCUUAGGGGUCGGCGUAGUUCUGCGAAAUCCAUGAACGAAGACAGUCCGAGGAGUUCUGAGGGGACUGAUGAUGUUUACGUCCGAUCAGUCAGCAAUGGAAAAAUAGAUGCUGAAUAUGUGAUAAAUAGAAAGUUGCAGCUCAAGCAAAAGGCUGAGCAAAUGAAGACAGACUUGUUGAAGCAGUUUGAUUUUCAGUUUAAUCAUUUUGUGGAUAACCUGAUUGAUGAAUCAACCAGCCUAGACUCUGCUUCUCCUUUCUUAUGUUCAUCAGUGAAUAAAGAACUGACAGCUUUAGCUCACAGACAAGCAAGGGCACCCCCUGAGAAAGGAAAGCAUUUCAUAUCUCGGCGAUCUCUGCUUGAUGAGCUGUUUCAAGUGAAUCAUAUCCGGACCAUCUAUCACAUGUUCAUCGCUCUACUCAUCUUAUUUAUAGUCAGUACCCUGGUGAUGGACUUCAUUGAUGAAGGAAGGCUGGUCCUUGACUUCGAUCUGUUGGUGUAUGCCUUUGGGAAAUUUCCCAUUGUCGUUUCCACCUGGCUCUGCAUGUUCCUGUCUACACUACUCAUUCCAUAUGGCUUGUUUCUGCAAUGGGCGUUCGGAUACAAUGCAUCAAAACAUAAAGUUUUACGUAUGGUGUUCUUUGGUGCAUUAUUUUUGUUGUUCCAGAUAGUGGGCCUUUGGGCUGCCCCAGUCUACACAGUUAUUCAUUUUCGUCUACCUCCAGCCUCCCGUUUCAUUGUUAUAUUAGAACAGGUUCGCCUGAUGAUGAAAGCACAUUCCUUCAUACGGGAAAAUUUCAGCAGAGUGAUCUCAAAUAAAGAAAAGAACAGUGACGUUCAAAUACCACAGUUUUCUCACUAUCUCUACUUCCUUUUUGCUCCUACUCUCAUAUAUCGGGACAGCUAUCCCAGGAAUCCUACAAUUAGGUGGAGCUACGUUGCUACAAAAUUUGCUCAGGUUCUGGGCUGUCUGUUUUAUGCUUACUAUAUCUUCGUCCGACUCUGUAUUCCGUUGUUUCGAAAUAUCAGCAAGGAGCCAUUCAGCUUGAAAGUCCUUGUUCUUUGCAUCUUCAACUCCAUUUUGCCAGGUGUGUUGGUACUAUUCCUCGCCUUCUUUGCAUUCCUGCACUGCUGGCUCAAUGCCUUUGCUGAAAUGUUGCAGUUUGCUGACAGGAUGUUCUACAAGGACUGGUGGAAUUCCACAUCAUUUGCAAAUUACUACCGGACCUGGAAUGUAGUUGUCCAUGAUUGGCUGUACUAUUAUGCAUAUAAGGAUUUUCUCUGGUUAUUCACUCACCGGUUUAGGGCUGCUGCUAUGUUGUCCGUCUUCACAGUAUCUGCAGUAGUUCAUGAGUAUGUACUGGCAAUUUGCUUUGGGUUCUUCUAUCCAGUCCUCUUCUGUCUGUUCAUGUGCUUUGGAAUGGCAUUCAAUUUUGUACUGCAUGAUCGCCGGAAAGGUCCUGUGUGGAACGUGGUGAUGUGGACAUCAUUGUUUCUGGGCCAAGGCAUGUUGGUGUGUCUAUAUUCUCAAGAAUGGUAUGCCCAGCAGCAGUGUCCCCUUACUAAUCCCUCUUUCUUGGACUUGGUGAAGCCACGUUCCUGGACAUGUCGUUUGCACUCGUAGUGGAUGUGAUCAGUGGAACAUUUCCGUCUGAAUGCAGCUGCACCUUUCAUCAACCAAAUGAAUGUUUCUCUUACACCAGAGUGCCUGCUUCCUGAACUGUCUUAAAUUUUGGUCAUUAAGCUGGAUGUUCUCCUGAGAAUCACUAAUCACAGGACAAAUGCCAAUUUAAUGCUAUACAUACUGUAUUAAGCAACCACCAUCUGCAUCAUGGAUGGGAGGGAUGCUCAAAAUUAAGUACUGACUGGAGGGGAAGGUGUUUUAGAUCUUUAAUUCAUAUUAAUUCUUUCUCUCUUAUCACACAUUUAUUCACCCCCCCCCCCCCGCCCUCUCAAAAUCCCCUGUAGAAACUGAAGAUAAAUGAGACUUGACUACUGAAUUGUAAGGCCUUAAAAUCUUGCACAUGCAGAGAAGGCAGUUAGCAAGUGUAUUCUUUUAUUUCACUGAAAAUACAAAUGUCAAGGAAGAUGAUCACUUCUUAGUUUAGCAAUAUGGCUAUUUGGAGGGAAAUUAAAGGCCUGCAUUCCACCCCCUCUGCCCAUUGUAAACCCUCCAUGUUCCUUAUUUCAGACCAUUUUGGAAGGCAUUUAGUAAUUUUCCAUUGACAAGGAAGUUGGUAAGUUGCUGUGAUGUUAUUCACCUUUCAGCAUAUCCUAAAGUCACAAAAAUCUAGCUAAAGUAACUGUGCUGAAACUGGUUUUUGAGAGUAGAGCAUUGUCAAAAUUGAUAGUGCUCGAAAUGUUAACUGUUUAUUGGGCUAUAUCCAAAAAAAACUUGAGAGGAACAUAUUGUUGAACAAUGUACAAUGAUUUUGUAUUGGUGUUUGAAUUUCACAUGCCUUUUUUUUAAUGUUGUCUUUGUCAUGCUGAAGAUGCUAACCCAAAUUUCCAUGGAUGUCUUUCAUUUUUUGGUACCUCAUGCAGAAUGUUGGUCUGGAUACUCGAGACUGCACAGAGAACUUUGACCAGUGUUUCUGCUCUUAACACUGCAAUCAUUAAAAUACUCUCAUGGCCAGUCCAACUGAGGUAAACUGACUAAUCACAUUGGAAAUGAAAGUAGGAUUCUUGAUGUGAGCACAUUAUAUACGAAAUUACUAAAACUAAGUUUUGUACUUGGAUUCACUGUUAGAGUUGGGAUUCAGAAUUGAAAAUCUUGGAGGCUUGAUCAUAUUUUUUUCAUUUUGUCUAAUUUUAUGUUGUUCUAGUUGAAUAAUACAAGAACACACUUGCCUGUUCCUGUCCUAAUGGAGUAAAGUACCAAAAGUAAGUACUUCAAGGGGCAAACUGCAUCUUAGUAUUAAAACGAAGAUGUCAGUGUUGUGAAUAUUGGAUUUGAACUUUGAAUCCAUUAACUGCAGAAAUGUUAAAAUAUGACUACUUAUUACAAGUGACAUUUCAAACACAUACUUUAUUACAUUUUUUGUUUUAUUCUGAAGAUCAGAAUUUUGGAUUGGAAGCCUAAAAAUCGAAAUGAAUGAUAAGUAAAAUCUGAACACAUUUUGUUGUGUCUUCAUCCUCCAUUGCAUAACAAGUGAACAUCUCAAUAGUGGUUAGGCUUCAAGUGCGCAGAGCACAAGUGUAGAGUCCAGAAAAAUGCUUUUCAUCAUUGAGGCCUGCAACAAUUCCACCAUUAUUAUCCUGAAAACGGAUUCAUACCUACCACUGGUCAGAUGCUUUUUUUUCUGGGCCUGGAACUACUUGUGGUUCCGUUACACUGCACAGUUUCCUCCAACUUCCUUGUAUUAUUCAACUAGAAAAGUAUGAGGAGUAGAGAAGAAAAUCACCUGACUUGCCAACUCGCCCAAGUAUAUCUUGUUCAUUGUUAACUAAUCUAAGCAGUCCUUGGCAGUAUUUUUGGUAAACAUAAUGAGCCUUGUCUGCCCUCUUUCCUGACCAAAGGUGGCUAUCCAUUAAAUGAUUGCUAGGAAAAUUUAAAGGGAUUUGAAAGCAAUAUUUAUUGUAAAAGAUUGUGAGGAGAACUUUUUCCAUGUGAGUCUUCUUGCUUCUCCUAAUUGGCUGGGUACUAAAUAUACUUCACACCAAAGGCAAUGGAUGGAGCUAGAGGGACCUGCUUAUUUUUUUUUAAUUACUAGAAAUUCUCAGUUGUGUUUUGUGAUGUAUUUGCACAUUUCUCUUGAUUCUGCAUUGAAAAGUCCUCCAGUGCCAAUUGUUUCUCUGCGUUCACCAAUAUGGAUUGUAAACUUCAUUGAUCAUUUCUUGGGGAAAAGAAAAUUUAUAGCUUCACUAAGCUGCAUUUGUUCAGAUUUUCUUGCUCUCUCAAAUGCUCAAUUUGUUUUGUAACGUGCAAAGGGAUGAUGAGUGAAUUCCACGCUGGUGCUUGGAACUCUAAUAACUGCUUCUGGUAAAUCAUUGUUUUUGUAACACGUGUCAAAAAACAAUAGAGUACGGGUUUCCACUUGUUCACUGUGUACAGAGUUACUUCACGUUGACAGGCAUUUUAGUUGGAAAGGUAAACUUGAUUAUUCAAGACCAUAAUUGAACACUUUGGUAACCAUUUUUUCCCCAAAGUUUCAUAUUCAAUCAUCAUUUACUUAUUCCCCAUGUCAAACAAAAGCUGAAAUUUUUAUUGGAAAAAGCAACCUACGUUUUGUUCCCAAUAGAUGCACAUAUAUUAGUGCUGACUGAUUUUUUAACUCUUUCACCAACCAACUAACAAUGACCAACCCACCUCAAACCUUUCUUCACGAAUGCCAUGUUUAUUCCUCUACAAAGCUGUAUGUUCUGAAAGGAUUGUUUGAUUUAAGAGAUGCCAUUAUAGGUAUCUAGAAGGGGAACAGUGUUUUGAAGAGCAGUAUGUACUCCUUUUAUGUUCAGAGUUGAAACACACAAUCGCAUUUCAUAUGACAGUUGUUGAUCCAAAGAUGUAUUAUAAAUGAAUACAUGCUAUUUUUGGAAUAUCUGUUUUGAAGGCUGAUCAUGUCCAAGAAUGGGAUCUUGUGAAAUAUUUUGUCACGAAUAAAUGUAUAAGUAUUUGGUUCUGAAUUGACAA
Molecule: messenger RNA, 4690 nt
Organism: Hemiscyllium ocellatum (epaulette shark)
Lineage: Eukaryota; Metazoa; Chordata; Chondrichthyes; Orectolobiformes; Hemiscylliidae
Gene: soat1
Product: sterol O-acyltransferase 1
Exons: 16
Coding region: 38-1684 (548 amino acids)
Biological process (GO): cholesterol metabolic process; cholesterol efflux
Cellular component (GO): endoplasmic reticulum membrane
Molecular function (GO): cholesterol binding; cholesterol O-acyltransferase activity; fatty-acyl-CoA binding
Source: RefSeq, a predicted model, not a curated record